This is a messenger RNA of Syngnathus acus (greater pipefish), 2207 nucleotides long. It is a transcript of the gene ncam3, whose product is annotated as neural cell adhesion molecule 3. Bases 53 to 2146 code for a protein of 697 amino acids. Gene Ontology annotation, molecular function: cell adhesion molecule binding. Gene Ontology annotation, cellular component: cell-cell junction; membrane. The record is from RefSeq and is a predicted model, not a curated record. NCBI's taxonomy places the organism in Eukaryota, Metazoa, Chordata, Actinopteri, Syngnathiformes, Syngnathidae. Gene Ontology annotation, biological process: cell-cell adhesion. The transcript has 17 exons.
GGACGGACGCAGCAGACCCUCCCAUCCCUCUGACCAGAUUUUUGCGGUGACCAUGACAAAAGAGAUCACCAUUUUGUUGCUUCUGCUUGUGUGCAGCACAGAUGCCAAAAUGGACAUCAUCACCAGCAAGCAGGACAUUCAAGUCGGAGAUGAGUUUUUGCUCUUGUGUAAAGCUGGGGGUGAAGGACAAAUCACAUGGCAACGGGAUGGCGAAGACAUCGACAAAGAGUUCAUUUCAAGUGUAGAUGAGUCCUCUUCGAAGCUGGUCAUCAAGAGCGCCACAUUGGAGGAUGCGGGAAGGUACACCUGCCUGUGUGACUUUGAAAACGGUCACAAGGACGAUGUGCAGACGCAGAUUUACGUUUAUGAGGGUCCGUCAUUUGAGAGCACCGCCACCUAUCAUGAGUUUUUGGAGGGUACAGAUGGGGCGGCACCUUGUCGGGUAUCGGGCCAGCCGGCGGUGGAGGUCCGCUGGUUAUACGGCCAGGAGAGCCCGUCUCAAGGACAAAAUAUACGGCAGCUGCUUGAUAACACACUCGUCUUUGAAAAAGUGAAGCGACAGGAUGCCGGGACGUACGUGUGCCAGGCCCAAAUCAGAGGAAGGCCCGUCUCCAAGCAACUUUCCGUAUCUAUUGUUGUCAAUGCUCCUCCCACUGCACAUAUGAAGGAAGAGGUGAAGAAAGUCAUGGCUGGACCAGACAGCAACGUUACCUUGCUGUGUUUGGUCGACGGGCACCCCAAGCCCAAUAUCACCUGGAGCAUGCCAGCAUUAUAUGAGUCCGGCGGGCAUCACCAGUUCAACUCUGACGGCAGCCAGCUGACCAUCAGGUCCAUCGUCAGGGACGACCACGGCGAGUACAUCUGCACGGCAAGCAACAAGAUGGGCGAAAGCAGCGCUACCGCUAUGCUUCAUGUCUUUGAGGCCCCAGAAGUGUCUUUGUCUGUCGAAGUGCAGAAUGUCAGCGUGGGCCAGAGCGUGGCAGUGGCCUGUAACGUCUCCGGACUUCCUCAGCCUGACCUGCGCUGGAUCAACAAGCACAACGGACAAGCACUGGACUCCCCUUCUGGUCGGAUCCGUGUUGAGGGCGGUGUUUUAGUGAUUGAUGAAAUAGCGCCAUCUGACGGUGGCUUGUAUUCCUGCAUGGCUGUUGGAAUCAUUGGCAAUGCGUCAAGAGACGUUGCAAUUCACACUCAGCCUGGUCCUCCGCCUUACCUGUCAGUGUCAUCUGGACCUGCGUCAGUCCUCUUCUCCCUCAAAACACUCCCCAUUAACGGGGGAACACCAAUUAGCCACUUUGUCCUGCAGUGGAGACAAAAUGCAGACGUGCAGUGGCAAGAGGUGACAGUCCCGGCUUCAGGUAAUUCAGAUGGCCUGGCUGUGACCUCCCUGAUGCCUUACACAUUAUACACGCUGCGUUUGGCUGCCGUCAAUGCGGCAGGACGGGGGCAAUUCUCAGACACAAACACUGUCCGGACCUUAGGAAUACUAGGUGAACCAGACAGCCCCGUUUUGUUAUGCGAUGAGAUGAAAGUAGGGGGCGACUCCUUCUUCAUCCCCCUCAAACACACCGAUAAUGGCGACACUCCUCUCCUGCACUACAAUCUGCGCUAUCGAGAGGAUAACGAUAGGGCCGAGUGGAAAGAGAAGCGGCUGUCGGCCGACGUGAACUCUGUCGGCCUCACAGGGCUGACCUUUGGCUCCGACUAUCAAUUGGAAAUCGUAUCGGUCAACGCUAACGGUUCCUCCGUCCCGGCAACGUUCAACUUCACCACUGCGGCCAAACCCGUGCGCAGCAGCAUGACCAAAGGCGGCGUGGCAGGCAUCGUCAUGGUGAUCUUCCUGCUGGUUUUCUUGGUGGUGGAUGCCACAUGCUGCUACACAAACCGCUGCGGCCUGCUUAUGUCCAUCUCUGUGAAACUUUUUGGAAAGAAGGUUCCGGAACUCAAAGAAGGGGACGGGGCUACGAAUGGGGAAGUGAAAAUGAAUGGGAUGUCCACUCCAAGAGGCCAAAGGCACCAUAUGGAAGUUCAGACACUUCCCUCAAAAGAAGAGGGCACACUCACAGAAGUCACCUGUGACAAAGCUUCUCUCACCAAACACGAGAAAUCUCAACCAGACCGAAAUGUGCCUGCUACAGACGCAUGAGCAGUCAUCAAUACAAUACUACUACGUAGUGUGUAAACAAGAUUUCUCCUUGGUCGGUGCU